AUGACUACAACUGAGAAACUCAAGUCCCGUUUCCCUGAUCUCAACUUCGUGAAGCCACUGCCAGUGGACAAACACCCAAGGUAUGAGAAAUCAGGCAUCAAGUUCAGUCCGAACAAGCGCACCGUGCUGCCCAAAGGACAUGUCAAAGAGGAUGGCCGCAAGAAGGUUCUUGCAGACACCCUAUUAAAUAGCGACACUCCAAUCAAACUACGAGAUGGAGUCCAUGUGUACGCUGAUAUUUUUCGACCGGCCAAUUCUGAUGAGCAUCCCGUCCCCGCUGUUAUUUGCUGGAGCCCAUAUGGAAAGACCAGUAUUAGUCUUGAUAUGAUUUGGCAUCGCGCAGGAGUCCCCAAGGAUUGGACGUCUGGUUAUGAGACAUUUGAGGGUCUCGAUCCUGCAGAAUGGACCCGCCGAGGAUACGCAAUUGUAAAUGUCGACGCUCGCGGGGUGCAAUUCUCAGAGGGUACAUACUUCUUCUGGGGUGACCAAGAGGCCGAGGAUAUUCACGAUACGAUCGACUACUUGUCCAAGCAGCCAUGGUGCAACGGGUCUGUCUGUAUGGGUGGGAACUCGUACUUGGCGAAAGCCCAAGUAAGUUUUGCCUCUAGGCAGUCUCAUCCUGCAUUGAAGGCACUUGCUCCGUGGGAGGGAUUUACAGAUAUUUAUCGACAAUUGUACCUCCGCGGUGGAUUUUCCAUGAACAAUGUCUUCGCUGCGCAAUACCAAUGGGGGGUAGCUGGUGAAGAGGGUGUUGAGGAUGUUGCGCAAAUGGUGAAGACACAUCCUUUGUUCGACGAUUACUGGGCCCAGAAAUAUGAUGAAGUCUCGAACAUCGAUGUCCCACUUUACGUAUUGGGAUCUUUUGGUAACCCAUUCCAUGUUUACGGAUCGUUCGAUACCUUUCGGCGCGCAAAGUCUACACACAAAUGGAUGCGAGUUCACGCUCGUUUCGAGUGGUAUGAAAUGUACGAGCCCAAGUCGAUCGACGAUUUGCAGCGAUUUUACGAUCGGUAUGCCAAGGGAAUCAUGAAUGGCUGGGAAACAGAUACACCACCACUGCGUCUUUCUCUUCAUGGUUUUGGAACCGUGCCGAAUAUUGUUGAAAGAUCGGAAAUCGGGUUCCCACUGCAACGCCAACAGUUGAGGACAUAUUACCUGGAUACCAGCGUUAAGAGAUUGAAGUCGCUUCUUCCGCCCAAUGAGGCUGUUGCGUCCUACGAUAGUCAAGACUUGAAUGCGUCUUCGGACUUCACUAUCCAUUUCGAUGAAUACACCGAGAUUGCCGGGUAUGCAAAAGUGCGGCUAUGGAUGUCGUGCGAGGAAAAAGACGAUAUGGACGUUGUCGUCCAACUACGGAAGAUUGACAGCUCUGGAAACCCUUUAAAACAAAUUCAUUUCCCAUGUCCUGCACCGGAAAAUGAGGCACCGGAAGGCGAAACCGUGAAGCUCUAUGGACCUCAGGGAUUUCUUCGGGCCUCUUCCAUAAUAUCUCGUGACGUGUCACGGACCAGUGCUGAUGGGCAAGAAGUUUUCUAUAGACAUGACCAGGAGGAAAAGGUUCCACGGGGAACUAUCAUUCCCCUGGAAAUCACACUUUGGCCGAUGGGUAUGGUUUUCGCAGCUGGCGAAGGGAUCAAACUCUCUGUUGCAGGGCAUUUUUUAAGCGCACCGGCUACGCCAGCGAUUCAGCUGGAGAAGCUUAAUAAUGAAAACUUAGGACAACAUCUGGUUCACACUGGUGGAAAACAUGAUUCAUGUCUCAUACUUCCUGUAAUUGCAGGAAAUCGAACAUGA
Penicillium cosmopolitanum is the source of this 1794-nucleotide messenger RNA. RefSeq lists its product as uncharacterized. Bases 1 to 1794 code for a protein of 597 amino acids. Gene Ontology annotation, molecular function: dipeptidyl-peptidase activity. The record is from RefSeq and is a predicted model, not a curated record. NCBI's taxonomy places the organism in Eukaryota, Fungi, Ascomycota, Eurotiomycetes, Eurotiales, Aspergillaceae. The transcript is spliced from 2 exons.